Messenger RNA from Aaosphaeria arxii CBS 175.79, 805 nucleotides. RefSeq lists its product as uncharacterized. The record is from RefSeq and is a predicted model, not a curated record. NCBI's taxonomy places the organism in Eukaryota, Fungi, Ascomycota, Dothideomycetes, Pleosporales. The transcript has 2 exons. Bases 152 to 571 code for a protein of 139 amino acids.
UUGUUCCAGAUGACUUCUACGGUCGGUCGUGGAUCCCGCACCACACUUACACUUACACAUACACACGCGCCUGCGUAAGGUAGGAAGGUGAUCAUCAUCGUGCGGAGUAUUGGACCCUCAAUGUUACCCCGGAGUAUGGCAUGGCUUUUGUAUGGCGAAGGCUGCGAGCCGUGUUCUGACAAUGUCGUCCUGCUUAUGUCCAAUCAGCAAGGCAAGGAGGACAAUCCAGCACCCAAACCGACUGGUCAUGGGCCUUCCUUCGUUUGGCCCUUGCCGAAGGAUGCGAGCGUGCAGGCCUGAGGUUGCGAAUGAAAGAGUACCUCGUAGUGAAGUAAACUAUUUCGCAGAUUGGCUAAUUCAGGCGCUCCGUAACCUGUCGCGGAGCCCCGCGGGGGGAAAUGCCCCAGGGCCAGGGUCAAUCCUUUGGUGGCCGGACGCUGGUAGCACAGACUUACCCCGAGAAUCCGAGAUCCAUGCGAUGCUCUUUAGCAGCGUACAGCUCCGCACACGCAAGACGAGAUGGGAUGAAAAUAGACGCAGAGCUGGAGACGGGAGAGUAGAGCUAUCCUAGCUAAUUACUUUUGUGAAAUAAUUCCAAGAAAUGGCCGAAAUCGUGAGGUUCUGUCCAACGGCGUCUAGCGCAAGAGCUAGGCUGGCAGGCUGGCACGACGUCUCCAGGAUUCCAGGGUGAAGUGAGAGAAAAGGCAUCGGGUGAUAGGACGGGCACUGGUAUAUUCCAUAUUCACCUCGGGGCCAACUAGGUAGCUGCUACCUAGCUCAAAUGGCAGGGCCCAUUUCCCCUCCU